AAAAUUAAAAGACAAUUAAACAAAAAAUAUAAGGCAGGAUGGGGUUGAAGGAAUUGUCAGAUGAAAAGGAGGAGGUUCCUAAAGGUUUGGUUCAAAAAAUGGCUACAAUAGAUAUUCAAGAUUCUUUAUAUGUUAAGAGAACAGCAACUUAUGUUCCUCCGCAUCUCCGUGGUAGAAUAAAUGGAACGGGUGAUUCUCAGGGGAGUUGCGGAGGGCGGAAUACAAUGUCGAUGGUUAGAUCAUCAACUUGGAAUACAAGCUCAGAUGGAACAUAUGGCUCCAGAAAAUCAAGAUAUGGAUGUGAUUUAUUUUCCUAUAAAGGACAAAGUGAUCAGGGUUCAUGGUGGAAUGGAAAACAUAUUAUUGGAACACGGAAUCAGCGUUUAGAACGGGAGCUUUUUGGAUCUCAAUAUGAUUCGAGUACGAUGAAUACAGGGAUUAAUUUUGAUAAAUAUGAUGAUAUUCCUGUGGAAGUAAGUGGGACAGAUAUUCCGGAGCCGGUUUCAGUGUUUACGAGUCCUCCUUUGGAUUCGCAUCUUUUAAACAAUAUCGAACUUGCAAAUUAUAAGAACCCGACACCGGUGCAGAAGCAUUCGAUUUCUAUUGUUAUUAAUGACCGGGAUUUGAUGGCAUGUGCGCAAACAGGAUCGGGUAAAACAGGAGGGUUUUUAUUCCCUAUCUUAUCGAAAAUGUUUCAAACGGGACCAAGUGAUUUAUCGAAUAAUUUGGCACAUGCUUCUUAUAUUCGUCGAAAGGCGUAUCCAGUUGCAUUAAUUCUUGCACCCACAAGAGAAUUAGUAAGUCAAAUUCAUGAAGAAUCACGGAAAUUUUCCUAUCGAUCAUGGGUAAAACCAUGUGUUGUAUAUGGUGGUACGGAUAUUGGUUCUCAACUACGUCAAAUUGAACGUGGUUGUGAUAUGUUAACAGCAACACCGGGUCGUCUUGUUGAUUUGAUUGAACGUGGCCGUAUUUCUCUUUCAAAUAUUAAGUAUCUUGUGCUAGAUGAAGCCGAUCGUAUGCUGGAUAUGGGUUUUGAACCUCAAAUUCGUAGAAUAGUUGAGGGCGAGGAUAUGCCGGAUGUUCAGAACCGUCAGACGUUAAUGUUUUCCGCCACAUUUCCUAGGGAUAUUCAAAUUCUUGCACGAGAUUUUCUAAAAGAUUAUGUAUUUUUAAGUGUUGGAAGAGUCGGUUCAACUAGUGAGAACAUUACGCAAAAAAUCGAAUAUGUUGAAGAUAUGGAUAAAAAAUCAGUUCUUUUAGAUAUUUUGCAUAGUAUGCCUCGCGGAGGUCUUACAUUGGUUUUUGUUGAAACUAAGAAAAUGGCUGAUACACUUUCUGAUUUUCUUCUAAGUUCCAAUUUUCCAGCUACAAGUAUUCAUGGAGAUCGAACUCAGCGUGAGAGAGAAAAAGCUUUAGAAAUGUUUCGUGGUGGAAGAACACCAAUUAUGGUUGCUACUGCCGUGGCUGCUCGUGGACUCGAUAUUCCUAAUGUAACACAUGUAAUUAAUUACGAUUUGCCUACCGAUAUUGAUGAUUAUGUACAUCGAAUUGGGCGUACUGGACGUGCUGGAAAUACAGGCAUUAGUACUGCCUUUUUUAAUCGUGGGAAUAGAAAUAUUGUGCGUGAUUUACUAGAAUUACUUAAAGAAGCAAAUCAGGAAAUACCGUCGUUUUUGGAGAGCAUUCUUAGAGAAAAUAAUACUUUGAAUUGUCGUAACAAUACAAAUAGUAUACGCGGUCGUCGCCGAGGGGCAGGCACACGUGAUUAUCGCAAGAUUUCUAAUGGAAAUAAUUAUGAUGACUAUUCAAAUGGCAAUAAUUACGGUCCUAUAUCAAAUAGUUAUUCCGAUAGGAGUUAUGGUAAUGGUUAUAGUUCUCAAUCAUAUGGAAAUCCAUCAAAACUAACAAAUCAAAAUUGGUGGUAACAAUAAAAUGGCAUAUAAACAAUUGUUAUAUAUUUCAAUAUCUUUUUUUGAAUUUUUGCUUCAUCUAAGUGUUUUGCACCUACAUAUAUGGCCACUUUAAUUUCAUCAGCGUUAUUAUUUAAAGA
Messenger RNA from Pneumocystis murina B123, 2050 nucleotides. RefSeq lists its product as hypothetical. Gene Ontology annotation, molecular function: RNA binding; ATP binding; RNA helicase activity. The transcript is spliced from 3 exons. The record is from RefSeq and is a predicted model, not a curated record. Gene Ontology annotation, cellular component: nucleus. Lineage: Eukaryota; Fungi; Ascomycota; Pneumocystomycetes; Pneumocystales; Pneumocystaceae. The coding region runs from base 39 to 1925 and encodes 628 amino acids.